CAGAAAGAACAGUCAAAAUACAGGCAGGGCACAGGACAAAGCACUAGGGACAAAAUUCAUUUUAAAAAACAUUUAAAAAAUGUCAAAUUUGCCGCCGGUUCCGGCGCCCGUACGUCCCGACGUCACAGGAACCGGAACACGGAAGCCGGAUACCGGCAUCGGCUGGAGGAGAUGGCCGGGGACACUGCAGGGGACACAUCGUGGGAGCAAAGGACAAGGUAAGUGCUGCAGGGACUCCCAGAGCAAUGCCGCAUGGUAAGCCCAAGUGUAGCUCGGGGUUACCGCUUGUGGUACUGAAAU
Molecule: messenger RNA, 300 nt
Organism: Staurois parvus
Lineage: Eukaryota; Metazoa; Chordata; Amphibia; Anura; Ranidae
Source: the annotation of a GenBank genome assembly